Messenger RNA from Pecten maximus, 7644 nucleotides. RefSeq names its product endoplasmic reticulum aminopeptidase 2-like. Lineage: Eukaryota; Metazoa; Mollusca; Bivalvia; Pectinida; Pectinidae. The coding region runs from base 83 to 2938 and encodes 951 amino acids. Gene Ontology annotation, molecular function: peptide binding; zinc ion binding; metalloaminopeptidase activity. The record is from RefSeq and is a predicted model, not a curated record. The transcript is spliced from 19 exons. Gene Ontology annotation, biological process: peptide catabolic process; proteolysis. Gene Ontology annotation, cellular component: cytoplasm.
AACAUGACGUGACGUUAAUCUGUUAAUCUACAACACCAACGCACGUUCCAGCUGUUUGGGGUUUACGAAGGAAACAACAGCGAUGCCUGACGAUGCUAACAAGGAAUCGUUUCUUAAAGGUAUGAGUCAAAACAGGAAAGCUGCCGACAAGUCGUCAUGGGAACAGAGGUACAAACAUGCUGUCAUGACAACGACCUUCCUCAUCUUGAUUGUCACACUCAUUGUUGUGUUCGAAAGGUCCGACUCACGACUCUCCCAAUUACAAAAUGUACGACGAUACUCCCAGACCACCAUAUUCAAUGAUACUAUGGGAAACGAAUUUCCCUGGCAAAGCUUGAGACUUCCCAGGAAUAUCAGUCCCUUGGAAUAUCACAUCUUAAUAUAUCCACAUUUCAAAGAGAAAACGUUUAGUGGCAUUGUUGAAAUUAAAACUAUCAUUAAGAAACAGACUCCGUUGAUCAUACUGCACGGGGCACAACUGAACAUACUAUCAACUAAAGUGACGAUUGGAAGUGAAGAUGGCCUCACACUGAAGAUUGGGCACGUGAAGAACAGGUACGAAUGUCGAAAACUUCAAAUGCAUAUCCUUCAGAUGGACGAGCCUUUGACAAAGGGAAGCAAGGUCAACAUUAUCUUGACCUUCCGGGGAAAGUUGGAGAAAAAACUGUCAGGACUAUACCUCAGCAAUUACACUACACCAGAGGGAGUUGUAAAAUAUCUUGCUACAACACAAUUUGAACCGACAGGAGCAAGAGAAGCAUUUCCCUGUUUCGACGAACCAGAUAUGAAAGCUAAGUUCAACGUAUCCAUCAUUCGUUCUAAGGAUAUGAUAUCCUUAUUUAACAUGCCACGCCUCACAUCUACCCGAUACGGUAAGGACCUGUUUGUGGACACCUUCCAGCAGACUGUCACGAUGAGUACCUAUCUAGUGGCCUUUAUCGUGUGUGACUAUGCCAGUGUGACUGGGACCACCUUACAGGGCACAAAGGUGAGCGUAUACGCUCCACCUCAUCAGAUUCACCAGACGAACCUUGCCCUGAAUACAGCCAUCAAAGUCCUCAACUUCUACAACAAGCUGUUUGGAAUCAGCUACCCACUACCUAAACAGGAUCUUAUUGCCAUUCCUGACUUUGCGGCUGGUGCGAUGGAAAAUUGGGGUCUGAUUACCUUCCGCCUAUCUGCCCUUCUGUACGAUCCGAAGCAGUCCUCUGCUAUCGACCGAGAGUAUGUCGUCACGGUUAUAGCCCAUGAACUAGCUCACCAGUGGUUUGGAAACCUGGUGACUUUGAAGUGGUGGGAUGACCUUUGGUUAAAUGAAGGUUUUGCAACCUUUAUAGAGUAUUUGGGGGUCAAUAAAACUGACCCCUCCUUCACUAUGAUGGACCGGUUUGUACAGAACGAAAUGAUCAAGUCCAUGGCCUACGACUGCGAAGGGAACUCGCAUCCCAUCACGGUGACGGUAUCAGACCCAAGUGCAGUUGGAACCCUGUUUGAUUCUAUCUCCUACGGUAAGGGUUCAUCAUUGAUCCGCAUGUUGAGUAACUUUAUUGGUGAAGACAAUUUCUGGUGGAAAAUUAAAACAUACCUCAACACAUACAAGUAUAGCAACGCAAGAACAAAGGACUUAUGGGAUACAUUUACGGGUUUAACACAUAUCGAUGUGUCUACAAUUAUGGACACGUGGACCAAACAAAUGGGCUACCCAGUCGUCACGAUGAGCAGCAGUGAGGAAUUUGUGCAGGUUUCACAAGAACGAUUCCUACUUGGCCGAGUAGGACCAUCGAGUUCAUUCAAUUACAAGUGGUACAUACCAUUCAGGUAUGCUGUGGCAAAGACAAGCGGUAUCUCCAACCAACUCCUCACCAUACACCCAGACUCUGGAGUAUUGAAGUUUCCAGCUGAUCAUGACCAAGUAAAAUGGCUGAAGGGUAAUUAUGGGAUGUAUGGUUACUACCGUGUCAACUACGAGGAGAGAAACUGGCGAGCUCUUAUAAAACAACUCAAUGAAAACCACACGGUAUUUUCCACGGCUGAUCGAGCUGGUCUCAUCGACGACGUGUGCUUCCUCGCCAGAGCCAACAAAGUAUCACAAACAAUCGCAUUAGAUAUGACAAAAUACCUGAUACAUGAAAGGGAUUACCUCCCCUGGAGUGUCGCGUUAAACUGCCUUCGGUUUAUCGGGGAGCGCCUAAGAAACAAAGCUGUUUAUGAUAAGAUCCAGAAAUACACUGAAGGUUUAAUGCAUCCUGUGCUUUCUAAACUUGGAUGGAAGGACACUGGGUCACAGCCGGAGAAAUAUCUACGAUCAACUGCAGUUAAACAUGGAUUAGUCUUCGGGCACAGAUCAAUCAUAGAAAAAGGCAGGAAAAUAUUUGAAGUUUGGAUGAGGCACGGGAAGAUGCUGAACAUGAAUCUGAAGGAUGAAAUAUACCGGGCGGCUACGCAGUAUGGUGGAGAACAGGAGUCGAAUUACGUCCUCGAAAAGUACAUCAACUCUCAAGUUCCAUCAGAGAAACACAAGCUACUGGUCGCAUUGUGUCAUACAAGUCACGGCAGAGUUCUUCACUGGUUGUUUGAAUCAGCAGCCAAAGACAACGUUAUCCGGCACCAAGAUAUGCUCAUACUAAUCCAGGAAGCAUCCUCUAACCCCGGAGGACAGCGGUUGGUAUGGCAGUUUGUUGUAGAAAAUUGGGACAGCAUUAUGAAAUGGUUUUCCAAUUCAAUGUUCGUCCUACCAAGUAUUGUCAGAAGUGUUACAUCAUCUUUCUCCACUGAAGAAGAGUACGUGCAGGUGCAGAACUUCUUCAAUUCAGUCGACACUAGUUGUUGCCAAAGAGAUGUAAAAGCUAGUCUGAAUCGGAUCCAGAUGAAUAUUGACUGGCUAAAGGACAAUGAAGAUAUAUUAACUGGAUGGUUUAGCGAUCCUAACAAUUUUUAGCCGAAAAUAUAUAGCUAAAUGUCCGAGUACGUCAUCGUAUAAUUUUUAUCUAUACAGAGUAAAUUUUUUGCUGUUUAUACGCAGAAUGCUGCUUUCUCAUUUUUUUCAUACUUCUUUUGGGGGAAAAUAUAUAUAUACUUCUUUGGGAAAAAAUAUAAAAUAAAGUUCCGUCCACUUUAAAAUGACUGGAGGAGUCAAUGGCACCGGCCACCUAGUGGAACUACUUCUUUCAUGAAUAGGAUUCUUGUUUAAUAACGUUUACUCGCACUUAGUGUGUAUAACUCGCAAUGUUUUAAACAAAAACGAACUGCAACAACGCAAAAUGUUUGAAUAUAUUUGUUGUAUCUCACAACAUAAAGAAAAAUAAAACAAUGAGUCAAUAAUGGGUUUGUCAUGAUAAAUGAUAUUGAACAGUGGACUUUCUAUCAAUGCAGUGGAAAAUCGGAGUGGGGUUUGGGUAUAUUAAGAUAAUGAGUUCAUGUAUCUGUUGAAUCUCUAGGUAUGAUAGUAAUGGGUCUCAAUAUUUUUUAAAGAUUAGAAUCAGUUAAAUCUCAGAAUAUAAUUAGGAUUGGUCCCUGUUAUGCUAAAUAUUGGGCAUGAUUACAACAAAAUUCCUAUAAUUGUUGAAUCAUAUGUAUGUUUAAAAUAAGGUCAUCUAAUAGUUGAAUCUCUGUUGUAAUGAGAAUGGGUCCCUGUAGCUGAUAAAUUUCCGGGUAUAUUUAGAGUGAAUCAAUGCAGCUGAUAAAUCUCUGGGUAUAAUUAGAGUGGGUCUCUGUAGCUGAUAAAUCUCUUCGUAUAAUUAGAGUGGGCCUCUGUAGCUGAUAAAUAUCUGGGUAUAACUAGAGUGUGUCUCUGUAGCUGAUAAAUAUCUGGGUAUAACUAGAGUGGGCCUCUGUAGCUGAUAAAUAUCUGGGUAUAACUAGAGUGUGUCUCUGUAGCUGAUAGAUCUCUGGGUAUAAUUAGAGUGUGUCUCUGUAGCUGAUAAAUCUCUGGGUAUAAUUAGAGUGUGUCUCUGUAGCUGAUAAAUCUCUGGGUAUAAUUAGAGUGGGUCUCUGUAGCUGAUAAAUCUCUGGGUAUAAUUAGAGUGGGCCUCUGUAGCUGAUAAUUAUCUGGGUAUAUUUAGAGUGGGCCUCUGUAGCUGAUGAAUCUCUGGGUAUAAUUAGAGUGGGUCUCUGUAGCUGAUAAAUAUCUGGGUAUAAUUAGAGUGUGUCUCUGUAGCUGAUAAAUAUCUGGGUAUAAUUAGAUUGGGUCUCUGUAGCUGGUAAAUCUCUGGGUAUAAUUAGAGUGUGUCUGUAGCUGAUAAAUCUCUGGGUAUAAUUAGAGUGGGCCUCUGUAGCUGAUAAAUCUCUGGGUAUAAUUAGAUUGGGUCUCUGUAGCUGCUAAAUCUCUGGGUAUAAUUAGAUUGGGCCUCUGUAGCUGAUAAAUCUCUGGGUAUAAUUAGAGUGUGUCUCUGUAGCUGAUAAAUCUCUGGGUAUAAUUAGAUUGGGCCUCUGUAGCUGAUAAAUCUCUGGGUAUAAUUAGAUUGGGCCUCUGUAGCUGAUAAAUCUCUGGGUAUAAUUAGAGUGGGUCUCUGUAGCUGAUAGAUCUCUGGGUAUAAUUAGAUUGGGUCUCUGUAGCUGAUAAAUAUCUGGGUAUAAUUAGAGUGUGUCUCUGUAGCUGAUAAAUAUCUGGGUAUAAUUAGAUUGGGUCUCUGUAGCUGAUAAAUCUCUGGGUAUAAUUAGAGUGGGUCUCUGUAGCUGAUAAAUCUCUGGGUAUAAUUAGAGUGGGCCUCUGUAGCUGAUAAAUCACUGGGUAUAAUUGGAGUGUGUCUCUGUAGCUGAUAAAUAUCUGGGUAUAAUUAGAGUGUGUCUGUAGCUGAUAAAUCUCUGGGUAUAAUUAGAGUGGGCCUCUGUAGCUGAUAAAUCUCUGGGUAUAAUUAGAUUGGGUCUCUGUAGCUGCUAAAUCUCUGGGUAUAAUUAGAUUGGGCCUCUGUAGCUGAUAAAUCUCUGGGUAUAAUUAGAGUGUGUCUCUGUAGCUGAUAAAUCUCUGGGUAUAAUUAGAUUGGGCCUCUGUAGCUGAUAAAUCUCUGGGUAUAAUUAGAUUGGGCCUCUGUAGCUGAUAAAUCUCUGGGUAUAAUUAGAGUGGGUCUCUGUUUGCUGAUAAAUAUCUGGGUAUAAUUAGAGUGGGCCUCUGUAGCUGAUAAAUCUCUGGGUAUAAUUAGAAUGACUCUCUGUAAUUGAUAGAUCUCUGGGUAUAAUUAGAGUGUGUCUCUGUAACUGAUAAAUCUCUGGGUAUAACUAGCGUGGGUCUCUGUAGCUGAUAGAUCUCUGGGUAUAAUUAGAAUGACUCUGUAACUGAUAGAUCUCUGGGUAUAAUUAGAAUGACUCUCUGUAACUGAUAAAUCUCUGGGUAUAAUGAGAAUGACUCUCUGUAACUGAUAGAUCUCUGGGUAUAAUUAGAAUGACUCUCUGUAGCUGAUAAAUCUCUGGGUAUAAUUAGAAUGACUCUGUAACUGAUAGAUCUCUUGGUAUGAUGAGAGUAGGUGUCUGUUAUUGCCGGGUAUAUAUGUAGUAAACAUGUAUAGUAAAUCUUUGGGUUUUCUAUAACGGGGUCUUUUUAACUGGCGAAUGUCUAUAUAUCUGAAUAUAUUUAAAAUGAUGUAUUCUAAAAUAUGAUCGUAUUAAUUCAAUACCAGGGUAUAUAUGAUGUUAUUGAUUCAACACCUGGGUACAUAUGUUAUAGAUUCAACACCAGGGUAAAUAUGAUGUUAUCGAUUCAAUAUCAUGGUAUAUAUGAUGUUAUCAAUCCAGGGUAUGUAUGAUGUUAUCAAUCCAGGGUAUGUAUGAUGUUAUCAAUCCAGGGUAUAUAUGAUGUUAUCAAUCCAGGGUAUGUAUGAUGUUAUCAAUCCAGGGUAUAUAUGAUGUUAUCAAUCCAGGGUAUGUAUGAUGUUAUCGAUUCAAUAUCAUGGUAUAUAUGAUGUUAUCAAUCCAGGGUAUGUAUGAUGUUAUCAAUCCAGGGUAUGUAUGAUGUUAUCAAUCCAGGGUAUAUAUGAUGUUAUCAAUCCAGGGUAUGUAUGAUGUUAUCAAUCCAGGGUAUAUAUGAUGUUAUCAAUCCAGGGUAUGUAUGAUGUUAUCGAUUCAAUAUCAUGGUAUGUAUGAUGUUAUCAAUCCAGGGUAUAUAUGAUGUUAUCAAUCCAGGGUAUGUAUGAUGUUAUCAAUUCAAUACCAGGGUAUAUAUGAUGAUGUCAAUCCAGGGUAUGUAUGAUGUUAUCAAUUCAAUAUCAGGGUAUGUAUGAUGUUAUCAAUCCAGGGUAUAUAUGAUGUUAUCAAUCCAGGGUAUGUAUGAUGUUAUCAAUCCAGGGUAUAUAUGAUGUUAUCAAUCCAGGGUAUGUAUGAUGUUAUCAAUCCAGGGUAUAUAUGAUGUUAUCAAUCCAGGGUAUGUAUGAUGUUAUCAAUCCAGGGUAUGUAUGAUGUUAUCAACCCAGGUUAUAUAUGAUGUUAUCAAUUCAAUGUCGGGGAAUAUAUGUUAUCAAUUCAAUGUCAGAAUAUAUAUAUGAUGUUAUCAAUCAAUACCAGGAUAUACAUGAUGUUAUCAAUACAAUAUCGGUGUAUAUAUGAUGUUAUCAAUUCAAUACCAGGGUAUAUAUGAUGUUAUCAAUUCAAUACCAGGAUAUGCAUGAUGUUAUCAAUUCAAUACCAGGAUAUACAUAAUGUUAUCAAUACAAUACCAGGGUAUAUAUGAUGUUAUCAAUACAAUGUCAGAGUAUAUAUGAUGUUAUCAAUUCAAUACCAGGAUAUACAUGAUGUUAUCAAUACAAUAUCGGGGUAUAUAUGAUGUUAUCAAUUCAAUACCAGGGUAUAUCUGAUGUUAUCAAUUCAAUACCAGGAUAUACAUGAUGUUAUCAAUACAAUAUCGGGGUAUAUAUGAUGUUAUCAAUUCAAUACCAGGGUAUAUAUGAUGUUAUCAAUUCAAUACCAGGAUAUACAUGAUGUUAUCAAUACAAUAUCGGGGUAUAUAUGAUGUUAUCAAUUCAAUACCAGGGUAUAUAUGAUGUUAUCAAUUCAAUACCAGGAUAUACAUGAUGUUACCAAUACAAUAUCGGGGUAUAUAUGAUGUUAUCAAUUCAAUACCAGGGUAUAUAUGAUGUUAUCAAUUCAAUGUCAGAGUAUAUAUGAUGUUAUCAAUCCAAUACCAGGGUAUAUAUGAUGUUAUCAAUUCAAUACCAGGAUAUACAUGAUGUUAUCAAUACAAUAUCGGGGUAUAUAUGAUGUUAUCAAUUCAAUACCAGGGUAUAUAUGAUGUUAUCAAUUCAAUGUCAGAGUAUAUAUGAUGUUAUCAAUUCAAUACCAGGGUAUAUAUGAUGUUAUCUAUUCAAUUUCGGGGUAUAUAUGAUGUUAUCAAUGCCAGGGUAUAUAUGAUGGACAGAUUUUGUUUAUGUAGUUUUGGGUACAGUCAACCCUCGUUAUAUCGAAGAUAUUGGAGUCACGGAAAUAUUUCGAGAUAUUCCAAAUAUUCUAGGAAACCAAGUAUAGAUUUUACUGUCAAAACUGAGGUUUAAAUUUGAGUUAAGUAGAGUCUUUAGAGAUCGAGAUAAUACAGUUUGACAGUAUGUUGCUAUUGUUGAUUCUAGGGAACUAUUACUUCCCUCGUCAAAACGUUUUGUUGGUUUGUUUUUUGUUGUUACCGUAUAAAAUAUCGGUUUGUCAAUAAACAUGAUACUAUGAUCA